AUGAUCCAUGCAUUUUUGGGAUUUCCAGGCAUGUCUAGAACUAGGCAGGUGUGUCCUCGGAAAACGUCUGUAUCUCCGAAACCAAGGGAGACCAAGGACCGGGCGUUGUAUUUUGGCGCUCUUACCU
Messenger RNA from Didymodactylos carnosus, 127 nucleotides. Lineage: Eukaryota; Metazoa; Rotifera; Eurotatoria; Philodinida; Philodinidae. The record is from the annotation of a GenBank genome assembly.